AUGGAUCCCGAGCAACUAUCCCAGUUAGAGGGUCACGACAGUGUCCCAGAAUUACCUCUUGGUACCUCCGCCGCCGCAGCUCAUGGGCACGCUGCCCACAACAAUUUUACCUACGAUGAGGAGGACCCACACCAGAAAAAUGCUCUAACCCGGACGGUUUCUCAUGCCUCUCACGUUGAGGUCGACAUGUUCGACCCCUCGGGAAUGAGCGAUCUGCGACAGACACUCACCCAUAUGUCUACUCAUGCGCAAUCUCCACGCUCACCGCAUUCGGGUCGACUGGGUGAAGGAAAGAGGAAAAGUGAUUCUGUCUCUGUGGAGACUGAGGCAACUCUUACUCCUGUAGACGGUCCGUUUGACUUUGAGAAGACACUUCGGCAGAUCAUCAAAAAGUCAGACAAGUCGGAUAUCAAGAGAAGAGAACUUGGCGUUGUCUUCCAGGACCUUCGUGUUCGCGGCCUUGGCGCUUCAGCUACCUAUCAGCCUACUCUGGGUUCCGUGCUGAGUCCGUUGUACCUCAUAGAGAAGGUGAUGGAACUUCGACACCCUCACGUCCGUGACCUCCUCAGCGGCUUCGAGGGUGUUGUCCGGCCGGGCGAAAUGCUCCUGGUGUUGGGUCGUCCCGGUGCAGGCUGCAGCACCUUCCUGAGGACGCUCGCCAAUCAGCGCAGCGACUUCUACGCAGUGGAAGGUGACGUCAGCUACGACUCCUUCACGCCCGCGCAGAUUCAUCGGAGCCACCGUGGUGAUGUGCAGUACUCGCCUGAAGACGACGUCCAUUUUCCUACCCUGACGGUCGACGAGACGAUUCGCUUCGCCGCUCGGACACGUACACCGCAGCAGCGCAUCGGCCAAGCUUCACGGGAUGAGCACAUAGAGCACAUUGAUGAGGUGCUGAUUACGCUCUUCGGCCUCCGGCACGCCCGGAACACACUCGUUGGGGAUGCCUCUAUUCGGGGUAUUUCUGGUGGAGAGAAGAAGCGUGUUUCUAUUAGUGAGAUGCUCGCUACACGGUCUUUGUUGAGCUCCUGGGACAACUCUACGCGUGGACUGGAUGCUUCUACUGCGCUCGAGUUUGUCCAGGCCCUUCGUCUUGCAACAGAUAUCGUGCGCCUUUCCACCAUUGUCUCCAUCUACCAAGCUGGAGAGUCGUUGUACAACCAUUUCGACAAGGUCUGCGUGAUUUACGAAGGUAAGAUGGCGUACUUCGGCCCCGCGGAUCGUGCGCGGCAGUACUUCAUCGACAUGGGCUACGAGCCUGCCAACAGGCAGACCACCGCGGACUUCCUCGUCGCUGUCACCGACCCAGGUGGACGUAUCGUACGCUCCGGCUUUGAGUCCAGGGUGCCACGCACUGCGAUCGAGUUUGCAGACACCUUCAAGCAGUCGGAGCUCGCACAGUUGAACAGAGAUGACAUGCAGUCAUAUCGGGACGAAUUUGUUGGAAAGCCCCAGCGCGCCUCGAUAUACUCGGCUAGUGCUCAGGCAGAGCGCGCGAAGACCAUCCCGUCGAAAAAGAGCUCUUACAUCAUCUCAGUGCCCAUGCAAGUUCGUGCAGUCAUGUUGCGCAGGGUGCAGAUCAUCAAGGGGGCAAAGAUGGCGCAGGUCCUCAGCACGGUGGUGUUCGUUGUUGAGGCCGUAAUCGUCGGGACCAUCUUCUUGCGGCUUUCGUCCACAACUGCGACUUACUUCUCUCGUGGAGGUGUUCUUUUCUUCGCCCUCAUGUUCGCCGCCAUCUUCACGAUGGCUGAGAUACCGGCUCUGUUCGCGCAGCGACCUAUCGUUCAGAGGCAUGCUAAGGCAGCCAUGUACCACCCAUUCGUUGAUUCGCUCGCGUUGACCCUCGUUGACGUGCCUAUGACAUUCGUUACCGUCGUUGGUUUCUCUAUCAUACUAUACUUCGUCGUUGAUCUCCAGCAAUCAGCCGGUCAAUUCUUCACCUUCCUGCUAUUAAUAUUUUCGAUGACGAUUACGAUGAAGGCGUGGUUCCGCGGUGUUGCUGCUGCGUUCAACGACCCUGCGCCUGCGCAGACGAUAGCUGGUCUCUCUACGCUACUUAUGGUGCUGUACACUGGUUAUGCGAUACCCCAGCCAUACAUGAUCGGCGCAUUGCGGUGGAUCACUUACAUCAACCCUAUCAAAUACGGUUUUGAGGGCCUUAUGGUGAACGAGUUCAAUACUCUCAACGGCCCUUGUGCCGCCAUCAUUCCGCAGGGCCCUGGAUACGAGAAUGUCUCGCUGGCAAAUCAGGUGUGCACCACUGUUGGUUCCGUGUCGGGACAGCAAACCGUGAAUGGCCUUCGAUACCUUCAAAUGUCCUUCGGCUAUCUUCACAGCCAUCUGUGGCGGAACUUUGGGAUCAUCCUCACGUUCAUGAUUGGUUUUAUUGCUGCUUUGCUAUUGUUCACGGAGUUCAACACGAGCACGAAGGGCCAGACAUCUGUCACGCUGUUCAAGCGCGGUUCAAAGACGGCCGUCAUCAAGGCUGCGGCCUCGGAAGCGGCCUCAGACGAGGAGAAGCCUGCGAGCACUGCCUCUUCGGAGAAGAUCAGUGCCGGUGCAGAUGCGCGGGAGGUAAUCAAGGAGGCACCUGCAGUGCGGGACACAUUCUCGUUCCAGAACUUGAGCUACGUUGUCCCGGUUAGCGGGGGUCACCGCCAGUUGCUGGAUAAUGUCACAGGCUACGUCGCGUCGGGAAAGUUGACCGCGCUCAUGGGCGAGUCUGGUGCGGGAAAGACUACGCUGUUGAAUGUACUGUCUGAGAGGACUUCUGGUGGUGUCGUCAGUGGAGAACGUUUCAUGAAUGGCCAAUCACUGCCGAUAGACUUCAAGUCUCAGACUGGAUACUGUCAGCAAAUGGAUACCCACUUGUCCACCGCCAGUGUCCGCGAGGCUCUUCUUUUCUCGGCGAAGAUGCGCCAGCCUGCCUCUGUGUCUCUGGCUGAGAAGGAGGCUUACGUUGAGAAGUGUAUGAAGAUGUGUGGUCUGGAAGAAUUUGCUGACGCCAUUGUUGGUUCUCUUGGUGUGGAGCAACGCAAGCGCACCACGAUUGGCGUGGAACUCGUCGCGAAGCCUUCGCUUAUCUUCCUGGACGAGCCCACAUCUGGCCUCGACUCACAGAGCGCAUGGGCGAUCGUUUGCUUCUUGCGCGAUCUCGCCGAUAGCGGGCAGUCGAUUGUCUGCACGAUUCAUCAACCGUCUGGAGAGCUAUUCGAGGUUUUCGAUAGGCUCCUCCUCUUGCGCAAGGGAGGUCAAGUCGUCUAUUUCGGAGAUAUUGGCAGAAAAUCUUCCACCCUCGUCAGCUACUUUGAGAGUCAUGGCGGACGGCGUUGCGAUGAGGCUGAGAACCCUGCCGAAUACAUCCUUGAAGUGAUUGGUGCCGGUGCAACUGCAGUGGCCACCCAGGAUUGGCAUGAAGUUUGGAAGAGCUCGCGCGAAAUGCAAACCUCCCUUUCAGAGCUAGAUGCCAUUCAUGCGGAGGGUCACCAGCGCCCUCCGGUUGAAGCGAAGUUGUUGUCGGAAUUCCCGACAACCUGGGGUUAUCAGCUCUACGAGUUGUUCAUUCGUAAUGCUCAGACGUAUUGGCGCGAUCCGACCUAUCUAGUAGCUAAGCUGGCUUUGAACAUUGUCUCUGGCCUUCUCAUCGGAUUCACGUUCUUCAAGGCCAAGGACAGCAUCCAAGGUACUCAGAACAGGCUCUUCGCCGUCUUCAUGUCGCUUAUCCUCACUGUCGCCAUGACCAAUCAACUGCAAGUUCCCUUCUUCUAUAUGCGUGGUAUAUACGAGAUCCGCGAGCGAUACAGCAGCAUGUACAGCUGGACGGCGCUGGUGACGUCGCAGAUCCUGAUCGAGAUCCCGUGGAACAUCCUUGGUUCCUCCCUGUAUUUCGUGUGCUGGUACUGGACUGUCGGCUUCCCCUCCUCCCGUGGCGGCUUCUCGUACCUCAUGUACGGCAUCUUCCUUCCGUUGUAUUACACCACCAUUGGCCAGGCCGUUGCUGCGAUGUCUCCAAACGCGGAGAUUGCUGCUUUGCUUUUCAGCUUCUUGUUCUCGUUCGUGCUGUCUUUCAAUGGUGUGUUGCAGCCCUUCAGCGAAUUGGGGUGGUGGAGGUGGAUGUACCAUGUCAGUCCGUUCACUUAUGUGGUGGAGUCAAUGGUUGGCCAAGUCGUUGGGAGGAACCCAAUUGUGUGCAGUGCUGCAGAGCUUGUCCCAGUUGAACCUCCGACAGGCCAAACAUGCUCGCAGUAUCUUGGGCCUUUCAUCGAUGCGGCAGGUGGAUACCUGACAAACGGCAAUGCUACCAGUCAGUGCCUUUACUGCGCCUACAGUACUACCGAUGCGUUCCUGGGGAAGAGUUUCAAUAUCUUCUACUCUCUCCACUGGAGGGACCUGGGUAUCUUGUGUGCAUUCAUUGGUUUUAAUAUUGCGGCUGUUUAUGCGUGCACGUAUCUUUUCCGUAUCCGCUCCGGAAGCUAUUUGAACAAUGCAGUCGGAUUCUUGAAGAGGCGGCUUGCUCGUAGAUCUGAUUAG
Messenger RNA from Sparassis crispa, 4530 nucleotides. RefSeq names its product Brefeldin A resistance protein. Gene Ontology annotation, biological process: transmembrane transport. Bases 1 to 4530 code for a protein of 1509 amino acids. NCBI's taxonomy places the organism in Eukaryota, Fungi, Basidiomycota, Agaricomycetes, Polyporales, Sparassidaceae. The record is from RefSeq and is a predicted model, not a curated record. Gene Ontology annotation, cellular component: membrane. The transcript has 22 exons. Gene Ontology annotation, molecular function: ABC-type transporter activity; ATP binding; ATP hydrolysis activity.